GGACCUGUUUCCUGGAGGACAAGGAGAACAGACACGUUUCUGGUGGUGUAAAAGGGACCGAUGGCAAUGCUUCAGAGUGUAGCGGAGACGCAGGAGAGAGAUUCAACCUGUUAACAAAAAAAAUUAAGCAGGGGGAAAAUAUCAACGGGAAGGAAAGCUAUAUAUACAUAUAUAUACACGUAUAUAUAUACAAUUUAGAAGUGUUCCCCAGGUGGCCACAAAGCAUGGGCUGUGUUCCAAGCACCAACCUCUCUGACAGCAGAGUGAUCUGUCACAGUAGCAAUGAGUCUGAGGAGUACAAUUUCCCUCACCAGACCAACACAACCAUGUCUCAACAGCAGCAAGGCAACCCCGUCCCAGGAUUAUUCAUUAAAUGCUACAACACAUCCACUUAUGAGGCGAGGACUAAUUCCUCUAAGAAAGACAAGAGGGAGAACAGCCAGAGCAUGGAGGCAGAGGCCCAGACCGGCAGAGCCAAUGUUAAGGCACCAGUAACAGAUGUGCAGUUUGGCCCCAUGAGACUUCAUCGAGAUCAACUUCAGGUACUUUUAGUGUUUGCUGAGGAGGACGAGCAGAGUAGCGGGUUCCGCUGGGCGUGUGACAAGGCUGGAUUUCGAUGCAAUGUUGCCAGGACACCUCAGUCUGCACUAGAAUGUUUUCUAGAUAAACACCAUGACAUUAUCAUUAUUGACCAUAGACAUUCCAGAUUCUUCGAUGCAGAAGCAUUAUGCAGGUCUAUCAGAACAACGAAAGCCUCAGAAAAUACAGUCAUUAUUUGUGUAGUACAAAGGCACCCUGAUCGUGAGGAGGCAUCGAUAUUGCCCCUGAUCUCUGCUGGCUUCACAAGGAGAUAUGUAGAAAAUUCUAGUAGAAUGGCCUGUUACAAUGAGUUGAUUCAGCUGGAAUUUGGACAGGUGCAGGCACAAUUCAAACUAAGGGCAUGUAAUUCAUUAUUUACAGCAUUAGAGAAAAGUCAAGAAGCCAUUGAGAUCACAAGUGAAGACCAUGUAAUACAGUACGUCAAUCCUGCUUUUGAAACAAUGAUGGGCUAUCAAAUAGGUGAACUAAUAGAAAAGGAAUUAACAGAAGUGCCUAUAAAUGAAAAAAAAGCUGAUUUCCUAGAUACUAUUAAUUCCUGCAUAAAAAUAGGAAAGGAAUGGCAAGGAAUGUACUAUGCGAAAAAGAAAAAUGGAGAUAGCAUACAACAAAAUGUGAAGAUACUACCUGUCAUUGGGCAGGGAGGAAAGAUUAGACACUAUGUGUCAAUUAGUAGACUGUGCAAUGACAACAAUAAGGUGGAGAAGACAUGUGAAUGUAUUCAGGCUGAAUCUCAGACAGAUACUCAGACUUGCAGACACAAAGACACGAGGAAAGGAUCCCUGGAUGUCAGAUCCACAACAUCACGUGGGAGUGAUGGCAGCUCCCAGCGGCGCCGCUCCUCCAUGGCCAGGGUUCAUUCCAUGACUAUCGAGGCUCCCAUCACCAAGGUAAUAAACAUCAUCAAUGCUGCACAAGAGAGCAGUCCCAUGCCAGUUGCAGAAGCUUUAGACCGCGCUUUGGAGAUUUUAAGAACCACUGAAUUGUACUCUCCACAACUGGGGACAAAAGAUGAGGAUCCACAUACAAGUGACCUUGUUGGAGGGUUAAUGACAGAUGGUUUACGAAGAUUAUCAGGGAACGAAUACAUACUGUCAGCAAAACAAACUCACCAGGUUGCUGGCAGUCUGAGCUCUCCAAUCUCCCUCAAUGACAUACCCCCACGGAUAACACAGGCAAUGGAAAAUGAGGAACAGUGGGAUUUUGAUAUCUUUGAACUUGAGGCUGCCACCCAUAAAAGGCCUUUGGUUUAUCUGGGUCUCAAAAUAUUUGCUCGCUUUGGAAUCUGUGAAUUCCUAAACUGUUCAGAAUCCACUCUGAGGUCAUGGUUACAAGUUAUUGAGGCCAACUACCAUUCCUCCAACUCCUACCAUAAUUCUACUCAUUCAGCAGAUGUACUACAUGCUACUGCUUACUUCUUGUCUAAAGAAAGAGUAAAGCAAACUCUGGAUCCGAUCGAUGAGGUUGCAGCGCUCAUUGCAGCCACAGUCCAUGACGUGGAUCACCCGGGAAGAACAAAUUCUUUCCUGUGCAAUGCUGGCAGCGAGCUGGCAAUUCUGUACAAUGACACAGCCGUGCUGGAGAGCCACCACGCUGCCCUGGCCUUCCAGCUCACCACCCGCGAUGGCAAAUGCAACAUCUUCAAAAACAUGGAGAGGAAUGAGUAUCGAACCCUUCGCCAAGUCAUUAUUGACAUGGUCUUAGCAACAGAAAUGACAAAGCACUUUGAGCAUGUCAACAAGUUUGUCAACAGCAUUAACAAACCCUUGGCAGCGCUGGAAGAAAAUGGGAAUAAUGGUGAUGGAGAGUCAAUCAAAACUGUUCUCAGGUCUCCUGAAAACCGUAUCCUUAUCAAACGCAUGCUGAUAAAGUGUGCUGACAUUUCCAAUCCGUGCAGACCCAGAGAACAGUGCAUUGAAUGGGCUGGACGCAUCUCUGAGGAGUACUUUGCACAGACUGAUGAAGAAAGGAGGCAAGGUUUACCAGUUGUGAUGCCAGUCUUUGACAGAAAUACUUGCAGCAUCCCUAAAUCUCAAUUAUCAUUCAUUGAUUACUUCAUUAUUGAUAUGUUUGAUGCCUGGGAUGCAUUUGCAGACCUGCCAAAUCUGAUGGAGCAUCUAAAUAAUAACAUCAAAUACUGGAAAGGACUGGAUGGAAGGAACCUGCGAGUCCUUCGACCACCACCAGAAUAGCAGUUAGACCAUGGUGUGUCAUUCACUAGCCAGAUGCAUAUUUAUUCAAGCUCACUUUUAUCUGUGUGAAUUCAGAUUUGUUUUGGUCUCUUCAGUAUUACAGUAAAGCUAGCCCAUGCACUUGGGGAACUUUGACAUUCAAGAGAACAUGAGGUCAGCAGCUGGCUUCCACAAAGUACCAUGUGUGGACUGGGAUGGAAUAAGCCCACCAAGUGGAAUUACACUGGAUUGCUGCAGUACUUGUACUGAAGAGGGUUUAUUAUGGACAUACUUCUGCGAUAUCUUCAUACCAGCAUGUGAAGCUGGAAGACCUUGAAGAGAAUCCUCAUAAAAAGGACAUUCACUAGAAGUUUAUCUAUCAAUAGAGACUCACAGCUUUUAUGUGAAAGCUACAUGCUUUUUAUAAGCACUUAAGACAGUUAUGUAGAACAAUCAGACAUUUAAAAUGCAACUGUCUAUGAAAGAAUUUUUGAUCUAUGAAAAAUAGAUGUACUGUAUUUUUUCACAUCACAGAAGGUGCAAUCAUUCACUUCUGAGCACUACUGAAAGUGAGUUCUCCUUAAGAAAUUUAGUAGCAAAUGUAAAAAUAACACAAGAAUUUUUGAGGUUGAUCGUUAGCAUCUAUGAUUAAAAUGUUAUGUUUUAUUUAUUUUGUUAGAUGUUCAAUAUUUUCUAUGAAUUUAUAAAUACUUAAAAGCCAAAGCCAACUUUAGAUGCAUUAUAAAUUUACAUGAUUCAUACUCAUUAAUAUACAUUUAAUUGAUGUACAGACCUUUUAUUUUCAUAAUGCAAAUACAAAAUACUAUACAAUGAUACAUUUUUAUUGCACUGUAAGGAUAGAUGUGUAUGUUUAAAUAUUGUCUGAUUUAUGUUAAUUAAAGUAAGUUUUAUUAAAAAGGUCUCACUUGAGAAUAGUAGAAUAAACAGGAACUGUAUACUUUCUGAGCACCAGAACUGUAGUAGUUCUCCCACAAACCAGUGAGGACCACCUGACCUUCUCUUGGCUACAAAAAUAAUAAUAUGUUGGAAGUCUUUGUUUUCUCCCAUGGCAUUUUACGACUGAAUUCCCUGUUAAAGUCUGCCUUAUUUUAUAUAGUAUUUCUACAAAGCAUUCCACAGCAUAUAUGGAAAGGUGAUACCAAGCAUCUAAUGAAUUUCAACAUUUUAUAGCCAAUGUAUUUUCCUCUGCUGUAAAAGAAAAAGAACAUAAAACCACCAACAAAAACCUUUAACUCAAGAAGUUUGUAAAGGCUGUGUACCUUCACAAUUUGAAUGAAACCUUCAUAGCAACUA
Messenger RNA from Ficedula albicollis (Collared flycatcher), 4082 nucleotides. RefSeq names its product phosphodiesterase 8A (gene PDE8A). Bases 225 to 2789 code for a protein of 854 amino acids. Gene Ontology annotation, molecular function: 3',5'-cyclic-AMP phosphodiesterase activity. The record is from RefSeq and is a predicted model, not a curated record. NCBI's taxonomy places the organism in Eukaryota, Metazoa, Chordata, Aves, Passeriformes, Muscicapidae. The transcript is spliced from 22 exons. Gene Ontology annotation, biological process: positive regulation of ERK1 and ERK2 cascade; cellular response to epidermal growth factor stimulus; regulation of DNA-templated transcription.